CGACUUUCGUGAACCAAAUCCCUGAAAAAGUAAUUGAAUGAAUGACAUUGACAAUCAGCCGCAAAACGUCACAAAAAGACGUAAAAGGUGCCCUAGGUUACGAUGUCUUAAUUUUAGUAAAAAUGUAAUUAGUAACUUAAAUCAGUUGUUUUUGUGGUUCAAAACCAAUCAUGACAACUUCGCCCACUAAAACCAAACAAAAGUUAUCUUUGCGGAAACGGCUGUUCGUCAAAAAGUCACCGAAAGUCGGAUGCUAUGUCGAUACAGAUUCUAAUGACGAGUUCAGCCAGUCUACGUCCAGGCCUAUUUCUCCAGCAGAUCCAUUUAUAGCGCAAAGUGCUCAGAAUGUUGACGCAAGUCUGGAACAUUUUGAUAAUCAUCGUGUUUCACCCACUGAACCUCACAGUAUUAUUCCAAACCAAAAGAUUGUACAUGUCCGCAAUGAAGACGAGAGCAAUCCCAAAUGCUGUCGAACUUUCUUUAGAAGGUCCCGUCCAAAGAGCCUCGUCGAAGGACCGCCGUCCAGAGAUGAACCUACCUCCAAACCAUGUAGUCCAAUUAACAACUCUAGCAACAGUGUCAGUGAAAAUACUAUCUCCUGCAGCCAGUCUAAAUCAGAAGAAAUACCUAAAGCAACUAUCAAGUUUCCCAAGGACGAUCCUAAAAAGUGUUUUGAGCACUCAGGAUCAUUUGAAGGGAUAAAGACCAAAAAUAAAUUGUUUGUAAAACGACUCUCAGCUGAUCAUCUUAUCUCAAAUGAGUCCAAGUCAUUAUAUUAUUCAUCAUCUCCUGAAAGCGAUAGAAGUAAUUCCUUAGACCGUAAAAGAAGAACAAAGUCAACUAUCACAAGGCCGGUUUCUCGUGCUGGUAGUACUGAUAGUCUGGCACGGAAUUCACUACUCGCUGCUCAAGUACUACGUCUAAUACCAACUCAAGAAGCUCGGGAAAGAAAUUAUUUAUAUGGGAGGCUUGCUUCACAUUCUUUAUUGGGAGCUGCAGAACUUGAACAUGUCUUUCCAGAUAGAGAAGUAAAAAUAUUUGUAGGCACAUGGAAUAUGAAUGGGCAAGCACCACCAAGGGAACUAGCAGACUUUAUAUUUCCAAACCAAGUUAAGCAUGUGCCAGAUAUUUUUGCUAUUGGCACACAGGAGUCAUUCUCUGAACGAUCAGAAUGGGAAAUCACAAUCCAAGAAGUAUUGGGACCUUCACAUCUGUUAUUACACUCUUACUAUUUAGGAACAAUUCAUCUAACAAUAUUUGUAAGAAGAGACUUAAUAUGGUAUUGUUCUUUACCUGAAGACGCCAGUUUGUCUGUGCGACCCGGUACAGCAUUCCGGACUAAAGGGGCAGUAGCCAUAUCAUUUGCACUCUUUGGUUCCACAUUCUUGUUUGUCACCGCUCACUUAACGGCACAUCAGGAGAAAGUGAAAGAACGAGUUUCUGAUAUAAAGAGAAUAAUACGAUCAAUUGAUUUACCAAAGAAUUUGCCAUGCAGACACAGAAGCAGUAAAGAUGUGACAAGUAAUUUCGACUACGUUUUUUGGUGCGGAGAUCUUAACUUCAGAUUGGGUGAGCCCAGAGCUGCCGUUCUACGCUGGAUUGAACAAACUCGGUUUCCUUUGCCGCAUCACUUGCCGCACGGUCUCUUGCACGCAGACCAACUCACCGCUGUACUAGAAGACGGAGCUGCCUUCAGAGAUUUCAAGGAAGCUCCAAUAACUUUCCCGCCAACGUACAAGUAUGAUCCGGGCAGUCAACAAUUCGACACGUCGAGUAAACAACGCGCCCCCGCUUACACCGACCGAAUACUGUACAAGUCUAAAUCUUCUAGCAACAACACAAUGUCCUCUUUCCCAGGUCUACGUCGCAUCAGCUCAGUACCCCAGUCGACGGGGCUGCAAUGUCUCGCCUACAACUCUGUGCAGUCUAUAUGCACGAGCGACCACAAGCCUGUUUGGGGUCUGUUCUCUGCCGCUUUGAGGCCAGGCACUGAUGUGGUACCCCUGGCGGCCGGUUUAUUCAACCGCGAGGUGUAUUUGGAGGGGAUAAAACGUCGCAGGGCGUUGCUGGACCACGCCCCGGGCACAUCUGCCGUAUGUAACGUUCAAUAGUAACGCUAUAAUUAUGUCGACAAACUGGUCUAUAACUACUAACUGCUUUGAUCGUGCACAAAAUAAUCAUGAUUUAAUUUAGACCAAAUCUGUGCCACUUUAUUGCGUUUGAACAUAUAACAUUUGGUACUUUGUUAAGUAUGUCGACAAAGUUAUCUGUGACUACUGUGACUGUGAUCGUGCAUAUAAUAUGAUUUAUUUUGGACCAAAUCUGUGCCACUUCAUUUGGUAUGAAAAGAUAGCACUUGGAUCUUUGUAAAAUAAAUAAAAAAUGACUUGAACCAUAUGUUAGAUUUUUAAAAGAUACAGUUCUAGAUAAAUAUACUUAAACAAUGAUUUUACCAAAAACAUGUGAGGAUGCGCGAAAACGUUUUUUCUUAUGAUAAUGCAGUAUUCGUGAGAUAACGAUCUUGACCAAAGAUUUUUUUUUACAAAUUUGAAAUUGUAGUUUUUAUUAUUAUUUUAGCUUCUUUUUGAAUUAAGGAUUUAAUGUUUAUCACAUUGCUUUGAAACGGCCGAAAAAUUAAACGAAAAAAAAUUGUGAACGUUGCACUAAAAUAUAGCAAUAUUCAUUAAGAAUUUGAUGCAAUUCUUAAUGAAUUUUGUUAUAUCAAGGCAAUCAUUAAAAUUAUGUGCACAAUAACUUAUUGCGAUCUAGCAAAAUAUAUUUUUAAUUUUAUAUUAUUUUUCAGUGUAACAUUUACCUAUAAAAACAGUAUGUACAAGAUUUUAAUAAGUGAUUUAAGUUCCAAAGUAUUUUUAUUAUAUUUUAUUAUUUUCUUCAUUUUGAACAUUUAAUGUUUAUUUUACUAUAAAGAACAAGGUAAGGGGUACUUAAGUACCGCAGUGAAACUGUGAAAAAAUUAUAUUGUUUUAGAAAUUAAAAAAAAUAUAUUGUUUUAGUUUAGAACAGAAUAUUAAUUUAUCAAUUAUUUGUUCGUACUUUAAAGUACUACCAUGCUCGAAACCAAAAGACGUGUAUCUAGUUAUAUCUAGUCCAGUUUAUUCCUUAUACCUUUUUCAUUUGAAAAUAGUUUAUUAGGAUAAUUAUUUUGCUGUGCAAUUUAUGAUGUUUCAGAACAUAAUACCUAAUAAUAAUAGUAUUAUUUUAUUGAUGGUGGGCUUUAGCGCUUUAUAAUUACUAAGUUAAUUGUUCAUCAUAAUUAAGACUUGACUUUACAUCAAGUUUUAAUAAUGUAUGGUGAUUGAAUUUGGGCGUCUUCAAAUUAGACUUCUUAAAAGAAUUUAAUACAAUAUUGUGCUACAAAAUAAUAAUGUAUAUACAUUGAUGUAUAAAACAAUUAGAAUCAAUAAUGCGCUGAAAAAGGGUCGGAUGCAAAAUUACACACACAUGUCUAUUGUGUGUAAUUUUUAAACAGUCGUGUUUCGACCGUGUUUUGAUUACGCCACGUAUGACAGUGUUCGGUUAAAAACUGUGCAAACGCUGUGCGUGCUAUUAACUUCAAUGAACUGUCCAAGCUUUGACGAUUCAAGUAUAAUAUGUUUUUAAGGUUCAAAAGAGUUUAUAUGACUUGUACUAUCCUUGAAUGGGUGUAACAAAUAAUAAAAUAGAGUUUGUUUAAAAUGUGCAAGUCAAUCUUGAAAUAAUAUUAAAGUACAGUUCGUUAACUUUUAUUGUAGCUUUGCUAAAUUGCAGGCGCCCAUUGAAUAAACGCUGUAUGUACUGUACCUUCUGACUUAGGUUGCCGCCAAAAACUAUGGUUGUAUGCUUAUUAGAAACCUAACAUUUUAAGGAAAUUAAAUAUUAGAAAUCUAACAUUUUAAGGAAAUUAAAUAAGUAAUGAUAUUAAAAUACUAUUUAGUUUAGCUUUUUUGUGUUACUCAAUGUGAGUACAGAAUUAUUAAUCGCAAUGAAAUAAAUUUUAUUUUAUGUAGGCAUAAUACAGAUAUCGUAAUGGGUUCUUUUGAGAUGUUAAGUAGUGAUAAGUAGGUAUAUCUUAAUUUUUCUUCAGUAGUUUCUUAAGGAAAGUACCUUUAUUUUCACAAUGUCUCUUGCGAAGAUAGUUGAGUUUUUUUCUAAUUUUAUCACUAAACUGAAUUAUUCUCAGCUGGUCUUUUCUGCAGAGGAAGUACUGAGAAUAACAUUUUCGCUAGAGAUAUUCCUAUUAUGUUGACAAUUUGGCAUAACAGCCCAAGCCACAAUGUUUUAAAGGGAGCUGCCUAAUUACAUCUUCUAGAAUAAAAUAUCUAUGAAAAUUGUGUCUGACUAGUCAGCUAAAGUUUAAAAAAGAGCUUUUAUAAUGUGUACUAUAAUAGUCAUAAUAUAAAUGUGUUUGUUACAGUACUUGUAUACAUUUCCUGCCUUAACGCUCGCUGUGUUAAACUAGCCGUCUCGAGAAAUGUUAUGAACAUUUCUAUUUAUUAACUAGGUGCUGUAAUUUAGAAUUGAUUCUAGUCGUGGAAUUCAUUCCAGGGGUCUUCUAACCACAUAAUCUUUUAAGGCGAUGCAAUAACUAUUUAUUAGAGACAUAAAAUAUAUUAAGCCAAGUCUUUUGGAUGGCUAAAAAAGUCGUAAAGGAAAGUGAGAAUGUAUGUUACAGACUAACUAAGAUGUUUCGUUCUACGAUGCAUUACUAGUAUUUGUGACAAUAACCUAUAAUGUACGAUUCACACUUAGCGGCGCGCAUCGGAGCGCAGCGCAUUUUACAAUUUGCUGAAGGAGACUAAAAUAUCCAUAAUAUAUUUGCAUGCAAUUUAAGCAGCACUGUAGCAAUGAAGCCGGCUAAGACAGCCGCUUGGCUCCUCACGCAUGCGUUCGGCUACUCUCGACGGGUUUUCUACGCCAUAUCGAAUGCUAGUUGAUCGCUUACAAUUAACCGAAAACCCAAUAUAACGACAUGCUAUUUGAUCGAAUUACAAAUAAUUGAUAGAUCAAGAGGAGCUCGAUAGCGCAAGUGGUUAUCGCGUUCGGCUGCGAUCGUUGAAGUUAAGCAACUUUCGCAGUGGUCGGUCAUUGGAUGGGUGACCAAAAAAUUACUAUCUCGAGCUCCUCCGUGCUUCGGAAGGCACGUUAAGCCGUUGGUCCCGGCUGUAUCUGCAGUCGUUAGCACCCACCAAUCCGCACUGGGCCCGCGUGGUGGGUCAUGACCCAAUCUCCCUAUUCCAUCCAUAGGGAAGGCCUGUGUCCCAGCAGUCGGGACAUUAAUAGGCUGAUGAUGAUG
Molecule: messenger RNA, 5293 nt
Organism: Chilo suppressalis (striped riceborer)
Lineage: Eukaryota; Metazoa; Arthropoda; Insecta; Lepidoptera; Crambidae
Source: the annotation of a GenBank genome assembly